GCCACGCAUUUUACUCAGUCAGUCUGAUCCGCAGCGGGCCGCUCGUAGGGCCUGUACUUGAUCCACGCAGCCUGCAUGUCUUUGGCGCUCAACGGAAGAGGCUCGCCGCCUGGUGGAGUGGACACACCGCAAUGAGGGAAAAGAACGGGUGAUCAGGACUUCUUGCUGGGUCUGUGUGGUGUGUGUGGUCUGUGUGAUGUGUGAGUACAUACCGGGGGGGAAGGCCUCGCAGUGCUCGACACACUUGUCCAGGAGCGAGUGCAUCUCAGACACAGACUUGGCCCUGAUGAAUAAAGCAAUAAGCCACAUGAACGCAUCUAUCUAGUGAGGGCACGCGGUCAGUGGUGUGCUCAGCCACGCACACCCUCCCUCCCUCCCUCCCUCACUUGUAUCGCUGUCCGUGGCUGGGCAGCACCCACAGGAAGGAGAACUGCUUCAGCACCCUCACCGACUCAAUCUGCGUCGACCAGUCGUACCAGCAGGCGGCUCGCAAGCAGGUUAGCGAUCGGCUGCGGUGCGAGUAACCCAGGUGGUCGCCGGUCAUCAACAGGCGAUCCUUGUACAACACACACUGACACCAAGAACCACACCAUUUCAUUUGUCCCACUCUGCUCUGUCCUACUUGACCACUCCCACCCCAUUCAAUCAAUGCAUUCGCUCACCAUGUGACCUUUGGUGUGUCCCGGCGUGUGUACGAGCUUGACGUCUGGGUCGCCGUCAGGGAGGGAUGACACUGGCCCCUUGCCACGCACCCAGUGCUCCAAGCCAUAAGUAGACUCGAAGUAGACAGACAAGUAACACGCCUGAGCAGACAGACAGAGCCGAAAGAACGAAAGGAAGGACCGACCAGGUUGGCAUGGUGGUCCAUGCCAACAUCCAUCCAUCAACCGGGUGCACCACCCGCAGCCCGUGCAUUCAUAUCGCACCGCACCCACCUCGUCUGAGUGCAGCACCCCUUCGCACCCCGUCUGCUUCCUCCAGAAGCGGAGGCCGCUGAUGCUGUCCCUGUGUGUCAUAAUCAGGUACUUGACGCCACCUUGCUGCAUGACGAAGUCCACCACCUGCUUGGCCUGGCUGGCGGGCUCCACCAUGAUGUUGCCCCUACCCUCACGGACGAUUAGGUAGCUCUCUGAGCCGAUUGGGGGGGUGACGGCGCCCAGGCAGUAGAACUGAUAGCCGUCGCCCGAGUCAAUGAGCUCGGGGAAGCCCUCCCACUCGCUGGUCUCCUGCAUGAGGGCGGCGGGCAGCUUGGUCCAGUGGAUGGCCUUCGGGGGACAACUGACAGCGUUAGCGAGGGAACGAGUGUGUUAGUGCUGGCGUGUUGGUACAAGAAUGUGCUCGUGUGUGAGAGAUCUUCUUACUUUUCACUGCUCGUCUCGUCUGAAUGAACUCUUCGCGCGUGGAGGGCUGCUUCUUGACGUAUGCACCUGCAGACACACACACACAUCCAUCCACCAUACGAACGAGCAAGUACUGAAGUCGGUCCACCUAUCUGCCCUCUCCCGCUUACGACUCAUCUCAAUCUCCCCAAAUACAGACGGGCAUGCGUUGCGGCAACAUCCGAGCCCCAUACAGAGGUCAACAUUCACCUUAACAGCACCGUACUCGCCCGCGGGCGGCGCGGCAGGUUGCUGGAUCUUGUACUUCAGCAGCUCCUCCUGCUCCCUCCUCGCCGCACGCCUGCAUGUCAGCAUGCGAACGACAACCAACGGAGUCAUCUGACGUAUCGCUUUUGCCACCAGGUGUUCACCGACGUACCAUUUGCUGUGGAUGUAGAGGAGUGCUGAGCCAGCGCCGACGGCAGCAGCAGCCAAUGCUGCGUAGCGCCAGUGUUUGUCAGCACUCUCGGACGACAUUGCACCAACUGAUGCUUUUGCCAGAGUCGCUCCAGCAGAUCAGUCCAGUCCAGACCAGAUCCCUUAUUCCAAACAGAGGAAGGCGACAGCACGGCUCCGCCGAGCUGUGGAAUGGCAAAGACUUGGUGUGGA
Vitrella brassicaformis is the source of this 1988-nucleotide messenger RNA. Lineage: Eukaryota; Vitrellaceae. The record is from the annotation of a GenBank genome assembly.